GUGCUGGAGCGGUGGCGUCGCGCCCGUCGUCCGGGGGCCGGCGAUGGCGGCGACUCGCGGCAUCCGCGGCAGUCGUCGUACAGACGGCGCGCGUUGCGGUGCGUGGCAUUGGUUAUCCACGUAUCUCGAGGUACGCGCGCGUCGGCAUCUUCGUUCUCCCCAGAAGUUUGAUCGAAAGCCCGGGACGUUGAGGCGGGUGGCUCUGGCCCGCGUAGAGCCGCCGACAUGAAACGAGUGCGCGAGCAACGUGUGCGAGAGCGAGAGCGAGAGCCUUGACCAGGACGCCGCUCCGGGAGUGCGCCUUAGUCUCCCAGCUCUCGUGUGAUCGACGUCCCCGUCGCCGUCGCCGUCGUUGCCCUUGCUACGAUCACUACACUACGGCCAAGUUCCCAUUGCUCGUCCGCGCCUACGUAGCGCGGUCCUCCCUCCGCACGAGCAGGGACGCCGGAUAAUCGCAGCUGGAUAUUAUGCUAAUCAUCGGAAGGCGCUCAGAAUGCGGGAGGAAGAGCUCGAGGUAUCACUCAAGGUGGUGAUAGUUGGCAAUGGCGCAGUCGGCAAAUCUUCCAUGAUACAGAGGUUCUGUAAGGGCACAUAUACUCGUGACUAUAAGAAAACCAUCGGUGUCGACUUUCUUGAAAGGGAGAUCGAGAUCGACGGCGAGGACGUGCGGCUGAUGCUCUGGGAUACAGCCGGGCAAGAAGAGUUCGACGCCAUCACCGCGGCUUAUUAUCGCGGGGCUCAUGCCUGCGUCCUGGCCUUCUCGGCCACCGAUCGAGAUUCAUUUGAUGCCAUCACCUCUUGGAAGUUAAAGGUUGAAAACGAAUGCGGAGAAAUACCGACAGUUUUAGUUCAAAACAAAAUGGAUUUAGUCGAUCAGUGCGUUAUCGAUCCUGACGAGGCGGAAAGACUUGGCCGAGCACUCGGCUGUAAACUUCUUCGUACUUCCGUUAAAGAGGAUGUCGGCGUAAUGAGCGUUUUUCGGCACCUGGCCUCCCGGUGCCUCUACGAGAUGCGUCGCUUCGAGGAGGAGGACGACUUCAGGUUCUACUCGUCUGGGCCGCGGUCGCCUUCCGUCAUAAGUGCCUUUAGCCCAAAUGGAUCUUCCGUGAAUCGCAACACGAGCAACGGAACCAUAGUUUUACGGGCGACCGGCAAGAUGCGCCAUCACAAAAAGAGAAAUUUCGUGAAGAACGCCUGCCGAUUACUAUAAACCAAUUAGGAGUGAAAGUUGCCUAAGACAAUUUAAUUUAACUUUUUCGUUUUGUAUUCUUAUGCGUGAAUAUGUGUGUUAAUAUUGACCAAUCGUUUCGCUAUUGCACUUACUCAUUAGCUCAUUUGUUUAUAUGAUCCCUUCAAAUGGCGUAAAAGCUAAUUAAAUUCAUAAUGUGAAAAUUGUAAUCCUUAAUCAAUCCAAAUUUAACUUACAUUUUUAAUCACUUUAGCAUACAUUAAUGCUCCAUACAAUUGUCAUCGUAU
Messenger RNA from Ceratosolen solmsi marchali, 1476 nucleotides. RefSeq names its product RAS oncogene family member Rab23 (gene Rab23). The coding region runs from base 494 to 1210 and encodes 238 amino acids. The transcript is spliced from 6 exons. NCBI's taxonomy places the organism in Eukaryota, Metazoa, Arthropoda, Insecta, Hymenoptera, Agaonidae. The record is from RefSeq and is a predicted model, not a curated record. Gene Ontology annotation, molecular function: GTP binding; GTPase activity.